UCUGUCUGCGCUCUUGAAUGGUUUAAAGUGUUUUCUGUGAGUGUGUGUGUGUGUGUGUGUGUCCGGUCGUGGUCUGGUCAUGUUGGCUGUCCGUGUGUCCGUCCUCUGUUACCUGCUGCCUCUGCUGUCCAUGAGCUCUGGAUCAGCGGAAGAGGAGAACCCGGACUUCUGGAGGACCUCGGCUCAAAACACGCUGCGCUCGGCUCUCGGCAGAAAACACAACACUAACGUGGCCAAAAACAUCGUGCUGUUUCUGGGAGACGGUAUGGGCGUGACCACCAUCACGGCGGCGCGGAUCCUGAAGGGUCAGCUGCAGAAGCGCUCUGGAGAGGAGAGCGUCAUGAACAUGGACACCUUCCCCUACGUGGGUCUCGCCAAGGUGUAUUCGGUGGAUUUUCAGAUUCCCGACAGCGCGGCGACGGCGACGGCGUACCUGUGCGGAGUCAAAUCUAACCUGAACACGCUGGGUUUGAGCGCAGCGGCCCGCAGCGGUGUGUGUCGCUCGCAGGAGGGCAACGAGGUCACCUCCAUCCUCACAUGGGCCAAAGACGCAGGGAAGUCUGUUGGCAUAGUAACCACGACACGCGUUCAGCACGCGACCCCCGCGGCGUCGUACGCGCACAGCUCCAGCCGGAAGUGGUACAGCGACGCCGAUCUACCGACUUCCGCCGUCUCCGGAGGCUGCACAGACAUCUCCUCACAGCUGCUCCGAAACACCGACAUAGACGUGAUCAUCGGAGGAGGACGGAAGUACAUGACGCCUAAAGGGUUUCCCGAUCCGGAGUAUCCCGCCGAUCUGAGCGCGCAAGGACAGAGAAAAGACGGCAGAAACCUCGUCGACGAGUGGCUGAGCAUGAAGGAGGGAAAGGUUGCCAGAUAUGUGUGGAAUAAGACGGACUUUGACACCGUGGACCCUGAGAAGACGGAUUAUCUGAUGGCCCUCUUUGAGCCGGGUGACCUCCGGUUCGAAGCGGAGCGAGAUCGCAGCAUGGAUCCCUCCAUCUCAGAGACCACGGAAAAAGCCAUCCGGAUCCUAAAGAAAAAUCCCAAAGGAUUCUUUCUGCUGGUCGAAGGCGGUCGUAUCGAUCAGGGACACCACAGCAGCCGAGCAUCCAUGGCUCUGCACGAGGCGGUUGCCCUUGACGACGCCGUCGCCCGCGGCCUGGAGCUGACCAAUGAGGAGGAGACCCUGACCGUCGUCACGGCGGACCACUCCCACGCCUUCACCUUCAACGGCUACCCGUUCAGAGGGAACAGCAUUCUGGGAAAGUCUCCGAUCUUUGCCAUGGACUUCUUGCCCUACACAACUCUGAUGUACGGAAACGGCCCGGGGCACAAAAUCACCGACAACAAGCGUCCAGACAUCCGUAGCAUCGACACCGCCGAUAAGGACUAUGUUCAGCAGUCGGCCGUCCCGCUGGACUCUGAGACCCACGGAGGCGAGGACGUGGCCCUGUUCGCUCGCGGGCCCAUGGCUCAUCUCUUCCAGGGCGUUUACGAGCAGAACUACAUCGCACACGCCAUGGCUUACGCGGCCUGCGUCGGGGCCAAUCAGGAACACUGCACUGAACCGGCCGACACUCCCUUCACCUCCACUGACCCGGGAAGCUCCGCCCCCGACACGCCCCUCGGCGCCAUGACGACAGUGAUGCUGAGCGCUCUGAUGAGUGCGUUACUGCACUGAGACCGUGACGGCGGCAAUCGAUCGUAAUCUCACUCUUCAGACAAAACAAAACUUGAGAUUGCGGGAGACGAAACUGAAAGAACGCAAAUGCAUCAUUCUAACUAACGUUAUUACCGUUAAAGUGCCUCCAUUGUGAUUUUUUCAAAAGAAACAGUCGACUCUGAAUCAUAGAAACGAGUCAUUUUUAAAAUGAUUCUCUUUAAACGUAUUUAAAGGCAUAUUUCCUGCCUGCUUGUUGGUCUGAAUGAAAAUGCAAUACUCAUUCUUGGCCACUUGGCCACUGCUUUAAAUGUAAUGACCAAUCAAAGGAGGGGUUUGGAAAAAAAUAUAUAUUUAAAAGAAUCGUUUGGGAGUCGUUGAGCAAGCAAGGUAAAAAUAAAUGCAUGUUAAAAGGCAAUGUGUUUUUUGACUUUGCAUGCAAGCCAACGUUGUCGAAAUGUAUGCAAUGUAUGCAAACCAAAAUAUAGACCUUUCAUAACCCUUUUGUUGCUCUCCAGGUUAGGAUUAAUUAUAGCCUAACCCAAUGUUAACAACGCACACGAUAAACCCGUCUUUUAGGUAAGUGAGUGUCACGCCAUGACAGCUUUUAGAAACUCAGUUAAAGCAUCGCGUCCCAAAAAGAUUCGAAGCGCUCCAUUCGGUUCGCACGCCGCGAGUCGUUCGAUUCAAAACUUCACGGCGCGUUUUGCGAAUGAUUUUCUCCCAAUCGGGGAUUAAAAAUGAAUUAAGCAGAGGCAGGAAGGGAGGGAUCUCCUCACAAAUCGCACCCUGCCCGUAAUUCAUAAUUCAUAACCCCUCUUUUUUAAGCUCACUUCAUUUCCAAAGAUAUCGCCGACCCGAAAGCGCUAUAUAGCUAAAUAACGGUGGACUCGCUUCUCCAGUAAGCUCUCCCAAACGGCAAAUUUGCUAAAACGCUUAAAAUGGACAGUUUUGUCCUCCGUUGAGCUCAAAUCCGUUUCCUCUCCGCUAGCGUUAGCCGCUAGGCUAGUUGGGCUGAAGUUGGCAGACUAGCCUUCUACAGGCCUCGGCUGAUCUCUGCGGCUAAUUAAAGAGAGAGGUGGAGCACAUUUGAUGUCAUUAUCACACACGGGCUCAUAAAUAAUAAAUCACACCCAAAGACGGUUAUUUUUAGCAGCCCGUGAGUCAUUAAUGUAACUGUUAGGACAUCUGCUGUGUCUCAUCAAACCUGAGAGAACUUCUAAUUUAAGCGUGUUACAAUGCAAAGGUGCAUUUGUCGCACAGCUGUCGACAGACACGAACGGCAGGGCCAUGCCUGGCUAUAAAAAGGCAAAUCGUGUUUUUUUUUAUUAUUUGUGCAUGCACUAAAAUUUAGCAGCCACGUUGCAUUAUUAGACAAACUCUGCCGCAAUCAAUUGUUAAACCUUCAGAGAGGUUUCAUUCAGGUUGCAGUUCAAAUUGCAGCACAACAAAAACAAAUGCAAUA
Messenger RNA from Puntigrus tetrazona (Sumatra barb), 3128 nucleotides. RefSeq names its product alkaline phosphatase 3 (gene alp3). NCBI's taxonomy places the organism in Eukaryota, Metazoa, Chordata, Actinopteri, Cypriniformes, Cyprinidae. Gene Ontology annotation, molecular function: alkaline phosphatase activity. The transcript is spliced from 11 exons. Bases 80 to 1684 code for a protein of 534 amino acids. Gene Ontology annotation, biological process: dephosphorylation. Gene Ontology annotation, cellular component: plasma membrane. The record is from RefSeq and is a predicted model, not a curated record.